This is a messenger RNA of Diachasmimorpha longicaudata, 1901 nucleotides long. Its product is annotated as E3 ubiquitin-protein ligase RNF167-like. NCBI's taxonomy places the organism in Eukaryota, Metazoa, Arthropoda, Insecta, Hymenoptera, Braconidae. The transcript has 8 exons. The record is from RefSeq and is a predicted model, not a curated record. Gene Ontology annotation, molecular function: ubiquitin protein ligase activity. Gene Ontology annotation, biological process: ubiquitin-dependent protein catabolic process. Bases 398 to 1768 code for a protein of 456 amino acids.
UUGUCGAGUGACUAAUUCAAUAAAUUUUCAUAAAAUUUCUGAGUCGUGAUUUAUGAUGUAACAAUGGCGAAUGAAUUUUCACGAUAGACUCGUCUAACUUGUGACAAAUGUUUCCUGACAAAAUAUUUUUCAUCUCAUCAGGAGAAUGAGUUUUGAGACGUAGUUAACAGUUUUCUUAGUGACACCACAACCUUGAAAUUAUACUGGAUGAUUAGUGAUAAGAAAAGAUCGACGGAUUUCAUUCAGGAUUUGGCGAUACUUUAUCUAAAAUAUACGUGUCGUAUGAAGAAUAUGAAAAUGCAAAUCUCUGCGAGAAUUGACGCCUGGGAAUUUCUUCUGUAAAGAAAUAUUGAGGUGAAAUCCCACCGAUAAACAAUUGAUCUAUCGGUAACCAAAAAUGCCAGGGUGUUGUGAACGUCACAGAACCGUAUUAUGGUUUAUGGUUUGGACUAUUUGUUGUCAGUGCACAAGGGCCGAUAUUUUGGUAUUUUCGGCUGCUGCGAGACACCAAAUUGAGGAGGAGUUCAGGGACGCGCCGGCGCGAUUCGGUCCACUGAUAUCGUCGGAUGGAAUUAAGGGAGUAAUUGUUUAUGCUGAUCCACCGACUGCGUGCAGUGUCAUUGCUCCACCGCCGAAAAAUACAAGUUACAAUGGAAAUUGGAUUGCCUUGAUAGCUAGAUACAAUUGUAGCUUUGAGAUAAAAGUUCGUAUGGCGCAGGAAGCCGGUUAUGAUGCCGCUAUUAUUCACAACGUCAAUAGCAACGAGAUUGCGCCAAUGUCGGCAAAGGAUCCAAUAGGAAUAAUAAUUCCCUCAGUAUUCGUCAGUGAAAUAACUGGGCUAAUAAUUAAAGCAAAUUAUCUUUACAAUCGUCGCUACUUCGUGUUGAUCAAUGAUGACGUGCCCUUCAACAUUAAUACGCAUUUGCUGCUGCCAUUUGCAAUUGUCGUUGGUAUAUGUUUUUUAGUCAUGGUCAUUUUCAUGGUUGUGAGGUGCAUAAAAGAUAGGAGAAGACAACAUAGGCAUAGAUUGCCAAAUUCAAGUUUGAAAAAAAUACCAACGCAUAAAUACACGAAAGGUGAUCCAUAUGAAACCUGUGCUAUUUGUCUCGAUGAUUAUAUCGAGGGUGAAAAAUUACGUGUAUUACCUUGUGCUCAUGCUUAUCACACGAAAUGCAUUGAUCCCUGGCUAACGAAAAACAAACGUGUUUGUCCUGUCUGUAAACGUAAAGUGUUUGCCGCUGAUGAAAGGGUUUUGACCGACAGUGAGAGUGAUUCGGAUGAUUCAACCCCACUCAUCAGAGAUGGACAUCAAGGCACACAAGGAGGAACAUUUACCCCCCAAAGAGAGAAUCCAUUCACUCGCGCUCGACGAGCUCUCUCCCGUCGAGAUUCCAACGCAUCCAAUGCCAGCGAAGAUAUCCUUCCCUACCUGAAUCACAUCUCCGGAUGGGAGGAAAAUCAAGAACGACGUGAAUCUAACGUAUCUGAUACUUCAACGGAUUCAUUCAGAUCUCUGUUUGCAUCCGGUGCGAGUAGGUACACCCAUGAAGCAGGCACUCCUGGGACCACAGCGUUUCUAGUAUCCGACAGUCACAGCAUUAAUGGAGAGCAGACUCAUCUGCAGCAUUCAACGAGCAGUACAAAACCACAUACUGUUACCCUUUGCAAUGAUGACGUUGAGGAGUAUCCAGCUAAUGUGGUGCUUGUCACAUCUGAUCAGUGUUCAACACAGUCCAAUAACAACUCAGACUAUGAUUUGGUUGUGUAAGUUUAAGUGAAGAGGAAAAUAAUGAUAUCAUAAAGUUAUGGAGGCGCAUAGGUACUGCAUAUUCUCCAACUUAUGUGGUAUUAAUUAUCUGUCAUUUGUAUGAGGAUAAAAUACAAAGUAACCAUAAGAUCUA